This is a messenger RNA of Anoplopoma fimbria (sablefish), 1297 nucleotides long. RefSeq lists its product as uncharacterized. Gene Ontology annotation, biological process: protein secretion; vesicle-mediated transport. The coding region runs from base 43 to 639 and encodes 198 amino acids. Gene Ontology annotation, cellular component: Golgi membrane. The record is from RefSeq and is a predicted model, not a curated record. NCBI's taxonomy places the organism in Eukaryota, Metazoa, Chordata, Actinopteri, Perciformes, Anoplopomatidae. The transcript has 7 exons.
UUUACAACCACGUCACCAGGAAAUACAUCCCCAACUUCCAACAUGCUGAGACAGGACUCGCAAGACGCUCCUCUUUUUGGUGAAGAUGACGGUAACACAGGAGCAAGAAGGUCCAAAAUAAGACAUCCGAUGGUCUCGUUCUUCCAUCUCUUCUUCCGAACAAGUGCCAUCUUGGUCUACUUACUGUGUGACAUCUUCAGCAGUCGUUUCAUUGCCUGCAUGGUCACCAUCAUCCUCCUGCUGUCAUGUGACUUCUGGACCGUGAAGAAUGUAUCUGGCAGACUGUUGGUGGGCCUUCGGUGGUGGAAUCAAGUGGAUAAAGAUGGAAAGAACCACUGGGUGUUUGAGUCAAGGAAGACACAGAGCCUGAGCACGACGUCCAGUGCUGAGUCACAGAUCUUCUGGCUCGGACUCAUCGUGUGCCCCAUCUUCUGGAUCUUUUUUGUGUUCAGCACCAUCUUCUCUUUCAAGAUUAAAUGGCUGGCUGUCGUCAUCAUGGGCUUGGUCUUACAAUGGGCGAACUUGUACGGCUAUGUCAGAUGCAAGUUGGGUGGACAGACCAACCUGAGACACAUGGCACAGAAUUAUCUUGGGGCCCAGCUUUUUAAACAGGCAAUGAAGAAGACAGAGGAACCUUGACGUUGAAGAUGGACUAGUGACGACACAUCUGCAGUGUCAUGGACUCUUUAUAUCUUCUUGCUACCUGUUGGUCUUUUCUGAAGGGGAAUGGGUUUUUCUUAUUUCACUCAAGUUUUUGAUACAACUGAUUUUGUAUGUGUUUUUCCUCUGAAAUCAUUGACUGAUUGAUACGUUCAGGAAAUAAUUUCCAAACCUGUUAAUGCGAAUAAAAAAAAAAACCAGCUUGCUUUUGAGAAUAAAUGUAAUACAGUAGUGUUGGCAGUGCAUCAGUUCAGAGCACAGAUAGUGUUAUUAUUUCUACUGAUGUAAGGUAAUUUUGAAAUGUAAACUGAGGUUACCACAAAACUAGCACAUUCCCUAACGUACUUAAAUUUAUCUUAAGAUAGGGGUUAAGAAGGUAAUGUUUAAACGCCGUUCUCCUGAUGGGAAUGGAUCAAGGGGAUGCCUUAAAUUCAAGGCAGUUUUGUUGUUAAAAAGCAUUAUUUUUACGUAACACUUUUGUAACUUUUGACUGCUCAGCAUCUCUGAAUGUACUGUAUACUGUUGUGAAAAGGGCUUUUUGGGGACAAUUUACAUAGGUAUAGAUGUUCCCAUAGUGUGCCUAAUGUUUAAAUGAGGAGUGUGGGUCUUCAAGUUAUACUGCUGCUUUAUGUUGCUU